AUGUCUUUCUUCGCGCGCCUUGGCGACUCGGACUCGGAGUCUGAGUCGGACAACGAGUCCCUCGUCUCGGAGACCGAGCAGAAGCAGCCCAAGAAGUCGCUGGCGUCCAAGUUCCUGCGCGGCGACUCGGACUCGGACUCUGACGACGAUGACUCGGACUCGGACUCGUCGGACGAGGAGGAGGAGAUGACCGACUCGGACGACGACGGCCGUGGCAACAUGGCCAACCAGUUCCUCAAGUCUGACAGCGAGGACGACUCGGACUCGGACGACGAGGAGGACAAGAUCCGUGUUCUGUCGGCCAAGGACAAGCGCUUCGCCGAGAUGGAGGCUGCCAUCAACAGCAUCCAGAACGCGACCAAGGCUGGCGGCGCCGCCAGCGACUGGGUUGCUGCCAACAACGAGCUCGAGAAGCUCCUCCGCUUCAUCCAGCGUCACCUCACCUCGAUGCUCUCCUCCCCCAUCCCCCCUGCCGGCCACAUCCCCCCCGCCUUCCUCCAGACCAUCACUGAGCUUGACACUGCCGUCAACGAGACCAUCAAGUCGGAGAAGUCGGCUGGCAAGAAGAUGCCCGCCAACAAGGGCAAGGCCCUCAACGCCAUGAAGCAGACUCUCAAGAAGAAGGUCAAGGAGUACGAGACUGUUGUUUCCCAGUACACCGCCGACCCCGAGGCGUACGCCAAGGCCUACGAUGUUGCCGUCGCUCCCCCCAAGGUUGCCAAGGUCAAGACUGCUGCCGAGCGCGCCGCUGAGGGUGGCGAGGGUGCCGACGGCGCCGACUCCGAGUUCACCACCAUUGGCCGUGGUGGUCGCCAGCUCCACCUCACCUCGGACGGUGUCUUCAAGACCCUGCGCGAGAUCUUCGAGGCCCGUGGUCGCAAGAACACUGACCGUGCCGAGACCAUCCGUAUCCUGCAGAAGCUCCUCGAGGUUUCCGAGACCACCUACCAGAAGAUCCGUGUUCUCCUUGCCCUCGUCCCUGCCCGCCUCGACUACUCGCAGAACCUUUCCUCGAUCCCCCACGACUCGUGGGUCGCGUGCCUCGCCGAGUUCAACCAGCUCCUCGCCAUCCUCCUCGCCGAGAAGGACUACAUUGUCCAGGACAACGUUGAGGAGUACGACGACAUGGUCGAGCGCACCCCCGAGACUGAGGGCGGCCGCGUCAAGGUUGCCGGCAACCUGAUCUCGCUCCUCGAGAACCUCGACAACGAGUUUGCCAAGACUCUCCAGCACACUGACGCCCACGAGCGCGGUACCGAGUACAUUGAGCGCCUCCGCGAGGAGACCCCCCUCUACGUCGCCAUCACCAAGUCGCAGGUUCUCUUUGAGCGUGAGCAGUGGGCCGACCAGACUGCCCGUGCCGUCAUGCGCCGUCUUGAGCACACCUACGCCAAGCCCGACUCUAUUGUCGACCACAUGGAGGCUGCCGUUACCAAGCAGCUCGGUGCCCUCACUUCGGCCAUCACCCCCUUCGGUGUCCAGCGUGACGCUUCGGGCCUCAUCCACCUCCUCUGUGUCCACAUUUACCAGUCGGACGCUCCCCUGCUCCGUGCCCGUGCCGUGCUCGCCCACGUCUUCAACCACGCCAUCCACGCCCGCUACCACCAGGCCCGUGACCUCCUCCUCAUGUCGCAUCUCCAGGACACCAUCCAGCACGCCGACGUCGCCACCCAGAUCAUGUACAACCGUGCUGUUGUCCAGCUUGGUCUUGCCGCCUUCCGCCGUGGCUUUAUCCACGAGUGCCAGACCAUCCUUGCCGAGAUCUUCCAGACUGGUCGCCAGAAGGAGCUCCUCGCCCAGGCCGUCCACCGCUACAACGUGCAGCUCUCGCCCGAGCAGGAGCUCAUUGAGAAGCGCCGCCUCCUCCCCUUCCACAUGCACCUCAACGUCGAGCUCCUCGAGGCCGCUUACCUCACCUCGUGCAUGCUUGUUGAGAUUCCCCUCCUUGCCUCGGUUGACACUGAGGAGCAGCGCCGCCGCAUCGCCUCCAAGGGCUUCAAGCGCCUGUUGGACGGUGCCGAGAAGCAGGCGUUCAUGGGUCCCCCCGAGAACACCAAGGACCACAUCAUGAAGGCUUCCAAGGCUCUCCAGGCUGGCGAGUGGGAGCAGGCCCGCGACCUCAUCCUGUCCAUCAAGAUGUGGCAGCUGCUCGACAACGUCGAGGACAUUCGCACCAUGCUCGCCCGCAAGAUCCAGGAGGAGGGUCUCCGCACUUACCUCUUCACCUUCUCGCCCCACUACGCCUCGCUCUCGCUUGGCCACCUCGCUGCCACCUUCUCGCUUCCCCAGCAGACCGUGACAUCGAUCAUCUCGCGCAUGAUCUACACCGACGAGCUCGCCGCCUCGCUCGACCAGAUUGACCAGGUCGUCGUCUUCCACCGCGUCGAGCAGACCGAGGUCCAGCGCCUCGCCCAGCAGCUCGCCGAGCGCGCCGUCCUGAUGGUCGAGUCGAACGAGAAGGCCCUCGACGUCAAGCUCGGCCAGGGUCCCGGCACCGACCGCGCCACUGGCGGCCGUGAUGGCGCCGCUGGCGGCGACGCCCGUCGCCAAGAGCGGAGAACCGGCGGUCGUGGUGCGUACCGCGGUCGCGGACGGGGAAGGACCGGGUUCAACUCGGGUCUCGGUAGCCAGCGCCGCGUGGCAGCGUAG
Apiotrichum porosum is the source of this 2649-nucleotide messenger RNA. It is a transcript of the gene NIP1, whose product is annotated as Translation initiation factor 3 subunit c. Gene Ontology annotation, cellular component: eukaryotic translation initiation factor 3 complex. Gene Ontology annotation, biological process: translational initiation. Bases 1 to 2649 code for a protein of 882 amino acids. The record is from RefSeq and is a predicted model, not a curated record. Lineage: Eukaryota; Fungi; Basidiomycota; Tremellomycetes; Trichosporonales; Trichosporonaceae. Gene Ontology annotation, molecular function: translation initiation factor binding; translation initiation factor activity; RNA binding. The transcript has 3 exons.